Octopus sinensis (East Asian common octopus) is the source of this 1444-nucleotide messenger RNA. RefSeq names its product gastrula zinc finger protein XlCGF49.1-like. Lineage: Eukaryota; Metazoa; Mollusca; Cephalopoda; Octopoda; Octopodidae. Gene Ontology annotation, molecular function: RNA polymerase II cis-regulatory region sequence-specific DNA binding; DNA-binding transcription factor activity. The record is from RefSeq and is a predicted model, not a curated record. Gene Ontology annotation, biological process: regulation of transcription by RNA polymerase II. The transcript has 2 exons. The coding region runs from base 187 to 939 and encodes 250 amino acids.
UAGUUGAAUCUCUGCUUUUUAAGUCUUUCCUAUAUCUUCUACUGUUUCUGUGUCAUUUCAGAAUAUGAGAUGUUAGUGGUAUAAAGGAGUUUUUACAUCAGAUACGUCAUGAAUAUUGAUCAUCCUUUGAAGACUAAUGGAAGAUAUUAUAAAUAAUAUAUAUAACCCUGUUUCUAUUACAAAUCUAUGAUAUUCGAGAAGAUCAGAUUUGCUGUAAAUAUAGCAGUAGAAGUAUUUGAAUCAACAAAGACAUUUAUAAAGAAGAAAAGAAAAAUAUAUUUUGGGGUCGUAUACUGCAGAAGAAUAAUGAAUCCACCGGAGAUGACAAGAGAAAGAGAAAAAUUAUCAGACCAAUGUGAUAUCUGUAAAAAGACUUUUUCUAAUACAGCAAAUCUCACUGUUCACAAGUGUAUCGAUCCAAGUGGAAAGCAAUUUCACUGUGAUAUCUGUGGUAAAUCAUUCUCUAAGAAAGAUAAUCUUACUCAUCACAAAUACAUUCAUACAGGAGAGAAACCAUAUCAAUGUGGUAUUUGUGGUAAAUCAUUCUCUAAUAGGAGUAUCCUUACUUGUCACAAAUACAUUCAUACAGGAGAGAAACCAUAUCAGUGUGAUAUCUGUGAUAAAUCCUUUUCAUUAAAACGUAAUUUAAUUACUCACAAACUUACACAUACAGGUGAGAAGCCAUAUCACUGCAAUAUUUGUGGUAAAUCAUUCUCUCAUAAGAAUAGACUUACUUAUCACAAAUCAAUUCAUACAGGAGAGAAACCAUAUCACUGCAAUAUCUGUGGUAAAUCCUUUGUAGUGAGAAGUAAUUUAACUGCUCAUGAACUUACUCACACUAAUGAAAGGCCAUAUCAGUGUGAUAUCUGUGAUAAAUCAUUCUCUCAUAAAAGUAACCUUACUAGACACAAAUACAUUCAUACAGGAGAGAAAUCAUAGCACUGUGAUAUCUGUGGUAAAUCAUUCUCUCAUAAAAGUAACUUUAAUAGACACAAAUACAUUCAUACAGGAGAGAAAUCAUAGCACUGUGAUAUCUGCAGUAAAUCAUUCUGUGUAAGAUAUUAUUUGAUUAAUCAUAAGUCCACUCAUAAAGGAGACAAACUAUAUCUCAGGAAUAUACUAUAUAUACUCAUAAAUGUAUUUAUACAAGAGAGAAGACGUAUCACUGUAAGAGGUGUGGUAAAUCAUUCUCUGUGGAACAAUAUUUAACUAAUCACAAAUACAUUCAUACAGGAGAGACAUCAUAGCACUGUAAUAUCUGCAGUAAGUCAUUCUGCGUAAGAAAAUUUUUUAUCAAAAAUCCAGUUAGAUUGGGCAGAUAUUAUAUCGCUGUGAUCAUCAUCAUCGUUUAGCAUCCACUUUCCAUGCUAGCAUGGGUUGGACGGUUCAACUGGGGUGUGGGAAGCCAGAAGGCUGCACCAGGCUCCAGUCUGAUCUGGCAGUG